Ananas comosus (pineapple) is the source of this 1132-nucleotide messenger RNA. RefSeq lists its product as uncharacterized. NCBI's taxonomy places the organism in Eukaryota, Viridiplantae, Streptophyta, Magnoliopsida, Poales, Bromeliaceae. The coding region runs from base 191 to 514 and encodes 107 amino acids. The record is from RefSeq and is a predicted model, not a curated record. The transcript is spliced from 3 exons.
UUUACGUUUUUUCAAUAGAAUGGACUCUGAUGAAAGUAAUACAGUAAAUCGUGGUAGAGGCAAAAACAAACGGCCAUGGAAAGAGAUGGAAGAUGAGAUAUUAGUUCAAUGCUUAAAGGAGUUAGCCGCUGAUCUCCACUGAAAAGGAGAGAACGGAUUUAGAAAUGGUUACUUCAGACGUUUAGAGAAAAUGAUUGCUGAAAGGCUACCUGGCUGUGAUUUGAGGGCUAGCUUGCACAUUGAGUCGAGAGUAAAGUAUUUGAAGCAAAAAUAUUGUGCAAUUACGGAGAUCUUAUCAAAAACAGGCGUUACAUGGGAUGACCAAAGAAAAAUAAUUUCAUGUGAUAAAAAGUGGUAUGAUGAUUGGUGUAAGAUGCACGAGUCUGCCAAAGGAUUAUGGGGGAUGCCUUUUCCACACUUAGAUGUUCUUGCAGAAAUCUAUGGAAAAGACAGGGCAACUGGAGAAGGAGUUGAAACAUUUGUGGAUGCAGUACAUAAUAUAGAAAAUGAAUAAGCAAAUCCUAUGCUAGCUUAUAUAGAAGGAGGAUGUCCCAAUGUUGUAGAUGAUGAUAAUGAAAAUGAAACCCAAUCAGCGGAGAGGGCUGCUUCAAGUAGUUCAAGAAAGGCCAAGAAACAUAAAUCCAAUAAAGAGAAAGAAGCAAAAGAUCCUUUACAAGAGUAGGUGGAGUUAUUUUCUAGAACUCUUGGACCAUUCAUAUCUCGAAUGGAGACACAUUUUGCAACUAUGGCUAAUGUUAUGACACGAGAACAGGAAAUGGCAGAGAAGAGUACUGCAGAAAAUAAUACUGCUAGGGUACUGGCAGAGUUACUUGCUUUAUCUUUUAAUAGUAACCAAAUUAUAAAAGCAACUGAUAUUUUUGCCGCUGAACCUAGCAAGAUGAAUGUACUCUUUAGCCUUCCACAACAAUUGAAAAGGCAAUAUGUGCUUGAUGUUCUUAAUUUGAGUGUUGGAGAGUCUAAAGCAGGAUCUACUUCGAAAGAACUUUAGAAAAGUUAAGCUAUAGGAUGUUUUCAUUUGUGUUUGUUAAGUUUUAGGUGGUUGUCAUUUAUUUUGUUAUGUUGAGUACCGUACUUCAGUUGAUGUAAUUCUUCUAAUGAUACUGUUGCUAUA